AUGAUGCCCAGGUCUGUUUUAUCCAGGUGCGCGCUCUUGGCACAGCAGGUGCCUUUGGAAUGCGCGCUGUCCAGCAAACACUGCGUCCAGCGCGGGAUGUCUUCCGUCACCAUCCCGCCACCCGCCUGCAUGCUCCGGCCGCUCGAGGCACCUUUUCGAUACCUUUUUGGGCCAGGUCCCUCUAAUGUGCCGCCUCGUGUCUUAGCGGCAGGGGGGAGACCUAUCAUAGGUCAUAUGCACACAGAAAUGUUUGGGAUUAUGGAUGACAUCAAGAAGGGAAUCCAGUACGCCUUUCAGACAAGUAAUAACAUGACGCUGGCUAUGAGUGGCUCUGGUCACACCGCUAUGGAGUGCGCAUUGUUCAACGUUGUGGAGGCCGGAGAGAAUGUGCUCGUUGCCGUCAAUGGAAUCUGGGGAGAACGAGUGGCAGAAAUUGCUGAACGAAUGGGUGCAAAGGUUCACACCUUGAGAAAAGCACCUGGAGGACAUUUUACAAAUGCAGAAAUUGAUCAGGCUUUGGCUAAACAUAAGCCAGUUCUCUUCUUCCUCACACAUGGAGAGUCUUCAUCUGGUCUGGUGCACCCAGUUGACGGUGUCGGAGAUUUGUGUCACAAACACAACUGUUUGCUCUUAGUGGAUUCAGUGGCAUCAUUGGGAGCUGCCCCACUUUUAAUGGGCCAACAAAAUAUUGAUAUCUUGUAUACUGGAUCCCAAAAAGCCUUGAAUGCUCCUCCUGGCACAGCACCUAUUUCAUUCAGUGAAAGAGCAUGUCAUAAGAUGUUCAACAGGAAAACAAAACCAGUGUCCUACCUGCUGGAUAUGACCCACUUGUCUAAUUACUGGGGUAAUGAUGGCAAGCCAGACAGAAUAUACCAUCACACAGGACCUGUGUCUGGAUUCUUUGCCUUGAGGGAAAGUCUGGCCAUCCUUGCUGAAAUGGGCCUUGAAAACUCAUGGAAACAUCACAAAGAAGUCGCACAGUAUCUUUGGAAGGGUUUAGAAGACCUGGGGUUGAACCUGUUUAUCAAAGACAAGGAUUUAAGAUUACCAUCCGUUACCACUAUUGCGAUUCCUGAGGGUUAUAACUGGAAGGACAUGCUGGCUUACAUCAUGAAGCAUCACCAGAUAGAGUUUACAGGAGGUCUAGGGCCCUCGGUUGGCAUGGUGAUGCGCAUCGGUCUCAUGGGAUACAACUGUAACAAAGCCAAUGCUGCAAUGGCUCUUGCGGCUCUGGAAGAUGCUUUAAGGAACUGUAAAAAGACCAAAGCUUAAAGAGGGACCACCAUGAAGUCAAUUCUACAUGCCUCACCUGGCAACUCCUUUUGUAAAAUUUAUCAACUAUGAUUCUGAUGUUCUACCACUGACUUAAACGUGAUGUGUGUGCGUUUUCCUAUGUUAAAUAUUUUCUCCUAUUUCAUACUAAUAUGCAGAGUCAUUGGUAGGAGGGUUCUAAAGUGUAAACGCUGUGACUCUGUGGUGCUAUCAUUGCUCUGUUUGUUUGAGCAUUCAACCUAGCCAAUGGCAUGAGUUUGGGGAGGGAUCUGUUUGAUUGACCAAUGAUGAACAAA
Messenger RNA from Triplophysa rosa, 1568 nucleotides. It is a transcript of the gene agxtb, whose product is annotated as alanine--glyoxylate and serine--pyruvate aminotransferase b. NCBI's taxonomy places the organism in Eukaryota, Metazoa, Chordata, Actinopteri, Cypriniformes, Nemacheilidae. Gene Ontology annotation, molecular function: L-serine:pyruvate transaminase activity; L-alanine:glyoxylate transaminase activity. The record is from RefSeq and is a predicted model, not a curated record. The coding region runs from base 1 to 1272 and encodes 423 amino acids. Gene Ontology annotation, cellular component: peroxisome. The transcript is spliced from 11 exons.